UAGUUAUAGGAUAAUUUUAACGGCAAGAAAUAUUCAAAGUAUAGUGUGUAUUAAUUAUGUUGCAUAAAAUAAAUAAAAAAUUAUAAAAAUUAGAGAUAAUUUAAAUUCAUUUUUUAUUUAUAUAUUUGUAUUAUUUAAUGUAAUCAAUAUCUUAAUCAUGAAAAUAAAUAAACAAAGCGAGUUUAUUAAAAGUAUAGGUAUUUGCAUGUAUAAUAUUACUUAAAAAAGUGAGUGUGAGGGUCGCCUACGCGUUUAAAAGAUCUACCUAAGCGUAUAUAUAUAUUUCGCGAUUAUUAUAAUACUCACGUUGUAAGUAAUGUUAGUCACGUGACCAAUGAGAAUAGUAGAGAAUAAAAAAGGGCAAAAGGGACUCGAAUAAGAAGCUACUCCGAUGUGAUCGGACCAUCACUUGUAUAUAUAUGUACAUGUAUAUAGAGAUAAAAGAUUUUUUUUGCUUGCUCUGGUAAGCGUAAUGCUUUAAAUAAAGGGCUUUGCUUUUGCCUAAACACACUUAUACACACUUACACACACACAUAUAUUUAUUAUAUAUUUGCUCGUUGCCCGUGCUAAAGUGAAUUUAUUUAAAAACUCCUCUAAGAAAAGUUAAUAUUUAUUUCGAUAAAGAUCCAUUUUAAGUUAAUAAAUAUAUGUUUAAUUUUUUUUUUUGUAAAUUAAAAGUUUUUCAUAUACAUCAUAGUUCAUAAUUUUAAUUUUGGAGCAUUUUAGUUACUGAAAGCUGGAUAAUAACUCAAUUGAAUGAAACCACUAAAUUAUUAUUAUUAUUAUUAUGGUUUAAUGAAGGCGUUCGUUAUUUAUAGAAAAAAUAAAAAACAUUAUUGUAAAAGAAAAAACGUUAAAAGCCCAAAUAGAUUAACUAUCUUGUAUCUAAGUAGCAUGUACUCUUAUACGUACAUAUUUUGGGUCUGUCGACUCUUUUUAUCUGCGGUUCACUGACUGGAAUUAAAUACAUACUCCCUCAUUAUUUGUAACCAGAGGGUUAUUUUCAAAUAAUUUGUAUAAUACCAACGUAUAAAAAUAUAACUAAACUUUUAAAUAUUAUUUAACUAAUAAACAAUUAAUGAUAUAAAAAAUAAAUAACAUAUAUAUAUAGUAGACAAUGAAAUUAUUUUACAUGUUUAGAAUGACCAUUUUUUCGGCAAAAUUCCGACUGCAUUUGUAUAUAUAUAUAUAUAUAAAUUUACACGGUAUAUACGGGAAACGGUUGCUACAGAUGCACCGUUAUGCAUAAAAGAUCAGCAUGGGUCAAACGUGAAGAAUCGGGAAUCUAGGAUAUAUGUGUGUAUUCGGUCAACAAUGUCAUUUAAUUCAGCUAUAAAAUAUCUAUAUAUAUAUAUCGAAAUAAUUUGGUUAUUGACAUUGAUUUAUUAUUAUAAAAUAUUAAUAUUUAUUAUAUCUAUAUGGAAUUGAAAAGACAUAAUAAUAAUAAAUAAUAUUAAUACGAAAUGAUAAAUGUAUUUAAGAAAGGAUACAUAAAAAGGAGAAUAAAAAGUCGGUAAGAAAAAAGAUGAGAAAGUAAUGAAAGAAGAUUAGGGAACAAGUUAUUAAAUCUAAAGACCCGCUUUUAAAUUUUUUAUUCGAUCGUCUCACAUUUCUCUCAAGGAUCUUUUUUUUUAUAAAUCCUCAUCCACUAGAUGUUAGAUAAAUAUAUACAUAUAUAUAUAUAUAUGUCUUGCAUUUCGAUGUUAAAAACUAUAGACACGUUUUUGUUAGACUAUACAUAAUCAUAUUUUAUAUUUUUUUGCCUUAAAUCUUGGAAAUCUUAUAUCAACAAUCACUGGCAUUAAACAGUAUUUUCUUUAUAAAACAAAAUUAUAUAUCCAUAUUCACUUAAUAUUUAAUUAAGCCAAAUAAAUUUAUUCUAGUUAUCAUCAUUAUUUAAACCAAAUUUUCAAAAAUAAACAUUAGUGUAUCAAAUUGAAAGAUUGAAUGACUUAGUUACAGAUGAAUAGCAUGUGAAGAUAAAGAUAAAAUAGUAGUGAAGUACACAGUGUCUAUAGUGGUAAUUUUUCUUUAAGGGGUUAGGGGUAGUCAGAAUUUUCAAAAAAUCGAUUUUUUUUUUUUUGCAUUUUCUUAAAGUAUAAUAUUUUUAAAAUAUUGUGUGAAAAUUUGAAGUGAAUCCGACAAAUUCUUUUCGAGUUAUUUAACAAUGACCAAAGGACGCUCGGGUGCUACGUGGCAUUCGAGAGCAGGUAGCUAGAAACAGCUGCAAGCAACCGACCUUUCGGGUUUCAUUGCCAUGAAUAUCUCCCCAUUUUAAUGUAGUACAAGAACUGAAAAAUAAUUUUUGGUUGCCAGUAUACCUGUAGUCGUUGCACUGAUCAGUCGAUAGUUUUGUGAUAAAUUAUUUCUCAAGUGAAUUAAAUUAUUAACCAUGGGACGUGAUUCUAGAAAGGUUUCAAGAGAACUUCGGAGUUCUGAAAAAAUUAAUAAGUCGCGUUCAGUCAAAAGAAAGAAUGUUUUUAAUCCGAAAACAGCCGAAAGUGAUGAAAGUAUUCAGAGUACAUCUUCUAAAAAAUUAAAACAAAACACUGAAGAUGAUGUACCUGAAGACAGCAGUACUGAAUUUCGAAUAAUAAAUUUGAUGAAAUUCGAGUGAUGAAAAACCGAAUCAUGAUAUGUGUCCAAAAGGCGAAGAAUCUUGGUGCUCUUACCAGCGCGCUGAAGCAAGAGGAGAGCUUGAUACCUAUUCUCACGAUUAUUCUCCCUUACCUUCUGAUGUUUUAAAAGCUAUCAAGCCUAUAUACGAAGGUCUUAGUAAUGAAAAUUUACUUUCAAGAUGUGUAGGUGGAUUCAAUCAGAAUAAUAAUGAAAGCUUUAACCAACUAGUAUGGAAAAUAUGCCCAAAAACGGUAAAUACUAGUUUUACUGUCGUACAAAUAGCUGCAUACGUUGCUAUGUGUAUAUUUAAUGAGGGUAUAAAUUCAUUAUUAGUCUUGAUGAAUACACUAGGACUUAAUUGUGGGCCUAAUUCUCAUCGGUAUGCAGAAAGAAUGGAUGCUGCACGUAUCAAAGUAGCAGAUAAGCGCGCUAAUGAUAACACCCGAGAAGGUCGAUUGCAACGUAGGCACCAGCAAAUCAAUAUUUUGGAAGCUGCUAUGACGGCUGAAGAGCUAUUAUAUGGUCCAGGAAUAGAUGACUCAGUAUGAAUCUCCAAGGACUUAUGAUGAUCACCGCAAAGGACUUCGGGAGGAACGGGCUCUACAAAAACAGCGAUAACUUUUUGAAUUAUUAAUUUUUUUUUUUGAAAUUUUCGUGAAGUCAAAUCGAAACGUGUUCUAAUAAAGCUAUGUUUUUAUUUUUGUCAAAUAAAGUAAUUAACUACAAAAAAAAAAUUAUUGAAAAUCAUCAUUUUUUCAGGCCUCUGAGUACCCCUAACCCCUUAAUCAAACUUAAUAGUUUGUCUACUUUUAUCGAUAUACUGUUAUGUACUACGUAGAACCGAUUGUUGGCCUUAUACGUAUAACGUAUAACGUAUAAUGUAUACUUAAAACUUGAAAAUGUCAAUGAUACUAGCUAGACGAUAAAUUUACGCCAUUGCUAGAGAUUCCACUUGUCUUUUAUUCUGAUUCCUUGUGUUGUAAAAACUUGUUACGGUAUUACACUAGCAUACAUCCAACUAUCCGUACAUUUUUUUUCAUUUAAUUUUCAGUUUUACGUUUAUAUAAAUUGUAUCGUUAUUGUUAUUAAUUUUUCAUAAACGAUAAUAGGCAAAGGCCCUCCUCAUUUACUUUUCAACCAUAAAUAUAGUAGAUUUAAUAUUUUACUGUUAGUACAGAUCUAACACAGUUAUAAAUUCCAUUAUAAUUACAAUAAUCUUUAUCAAGACCUGCCCUUAAAAAAAAAAUAUAUAUAUACAUUAUAAUUUUACCUGUUAUUAUAUAU
This is a messenger RNA of Microplitis mediator, 3903 nucleotides long. RefSeq lists its product as uncharacterized. The transcript has 3 exons. The record is from RefSeq and is a predicted model, not a curated record. The coding region runs from base 2637 to 3167 and encodes 176 amino acids. NCBI's taxonomy places the organism in Eukaryota, Metazoa, Arthropoda, Insecta, Hymenoptera, Braconidae.